Molecule: messenger RNA, 1593 nt
Organism: Lodderomyces jiufengensis
Lineage: Eukaryota; Fungi; Ascomycota; Pichiomycetes; Serinales; Debaryomycetaceae
Gene: SRP101
Product: Signal recognition particle receptor subunit alpha
Exons: 1
Coding region: 1-1593 (530 amino acids)
Biological process (GO): SRP-dependent cotranslational protein targeting to membrane
Cellular component (GO): endoplasmic reticulum membrane
Molecular function (GO): ATP hydrolysis activity; signal recognition particle binding; GTPase activity
Source: RefSeq, a predicted model, not a curated record
AUGUCACAGUCAUUGGUUAUUUUCAGACCUUCAGGAUUAGUUGAAUAUCAAUCAAAUAAUAAAAUAUAUCCAUUCAAUGAAUUCAUAUCAAAUAUUGUCAAUGAAACUCAAAUAGAUCUAGAUCAAAAUUUUACAACUCAAACUAUCAAUCAUAAACGAUUUUAUUGUUACAACAAAGAAGACAUAUACGUAUCCAUAUAUUUUGAUGCUAUAUCUACCAUCAAUAGUGCCAAAAUAAGACAAACAUUAGUUGGAGUAUACAAAACAUUCAAGAAAUUGGAGGAGAAUGAAGAAUUAGAAAAACUCAAAAGUUUAGUUGAUUUACAAUUCAAUAAUCUAAUCAAAUUAAAGCAAUCUUCUGAAUCAAAAGAAACAACACCUACACCAACAGUCACCGAAAAUGGAGCUCCACAAAGACAACCACCAAUUCAAAAACAACUAUCAUCAAAGAAAAUGAGAAAAUGGGAUAAUAAUGGAGAAAUGGUAGAAUAUACGGAGGGUGAAUCAUUGGAUUAUUCAAUAGCACAAAGUGAAUCAAGUAUACCGGAUAACAGAAAUGAUUAUAAAGUUAAUGAUGCAGCUGCAUUCAAAAAAGAAGAUGAAUUUGUUUUAGUGAGAGAAUUAAAUGAUAUAUUAAAUGAAUCUGAUGACGAUGAAGAGGAAGAAGUAAAAGCACCAACUGGAUUUUUUGGUCGUAUUGGAUCGUAUUUCGGUGGUGCAAUUGAUGUUGAUGAAGUAUCCAAAAAAUUUAAUGAACAAUUGAUGUCAAAAAAUAUAGCUCCAAGUACUGCAAAAUUAAUUAUAGAUAAAAUUAAAUCAAGAUUAUCUGGUAAAAAAGUCACGAUGAAAAUAUAUAAAGAAACAUUAGUGGAUGAACUUACAAAAGUUUUAACUCCAAAUGUUUCAACUGACUUGUUGUAUGAAAUAAAAAGAAAUGAUUCAGGUCGUCCAUAUGUUAUAUCAGUUGUUGGAGUAAAUGGGGUAGGAAAAUCAACUAAUUUAGCUAAAUUAGCUUAUUGGUUUUUACAAAAUAAUCUUAAUGUACUAAUAUGUGCUUGUGAUACUUUUAGAUCGGGUGCAGUUGAACAAUUAAAAGUUCAUGUAAAUAAUUUAAAUAAUUUAAAUUCGGAAUUAUCAAAUAAAUCUAAGAUUGAAUUAUUUGAAAAGGGUUAUGGUAGUGGUGAUCAUGUUGUUCAAACUGCUAAAUCUGCAAUUGCUUAUGCUACUGAAAAUCACUAUGAUGUUGUAUUAAUUGAUACUGCAGGUAGAACUCAUUCAAAUGCUAAAUUAAUGGCACCUUUAAAGAAAUUUGGUGAUGCUGCAAAUCCUAACAAAAUUAUUAUGGUUGGUGAAGCAUUAGUUGGUACGGAUUCAGUUGAACAAGCAAUAAACUUUAAUAAUGCAUUUGGUAAUAGAAGAAAUUUGGAUUUUUUCAUUAUUUCAAAAGUUGAUACAGUUGGUGAUUUAGUGGGUACAAUGAUAAAUAUGGUAAUGGCCACAAAAGUUCCAAUUUUAUUUGUAGGUACUGGACAAACUUACACCGAUAUUAAGAGAUUAAGUGUUAAACAAGUAGUUUCUAUGUUGACUAGUUGA